Hibiscus syriacus is the source of this 578-nucleotide messenger RNA. Its product is annotated as eukaryotic translation initiation factor 3 subunit L-like. Gene Ontology annotation, molecular function: translation initiation factor activity. The coding region runs from base 111 to 578 and encodes 155 amino acids. Gene Ontology annotation, biological process: translational initiation. Gene Ontology annotation, cellular component: cytoplasm; eukaryotic translation initiation factor 3 complex. Lineage: Eukaryota; Viridiplantae; Streptophyta; Magnoliopsida; Malvales; Malvaceae. The transcript is spliced from 2 exons. The record is from RefSeq and is a predicted model, not a curated record.
AUGUGGAGGCUAUUCGGGAAUUCAAUAAGAUUCUCUUGUACAUUUACAAGACAAAGCAAUAUCAUCAGAAAUCUCCACAGUAUGAACAAAUACUGAAAAAGAAUGAACAGAUGUAUGCCUUGCUGGUAAUUUGUCUUUCACUUUGCCCCCAAGCGAAACUUGUCGAGGAGACUGUGAACUCUCAGUUGCGAGAGGAGUAUGGUGAAAAGAUGGCUAGAAUGCAAAGAUAUGAUGAUGAAGUUUUUGCCAUCUAUGAUGAGCUCUUCUCAUAUGCAUGUCCCAAGUUCAUCACACCAUCAGCGCCUAGCUUUGAGGAUCCCCUUGUAAAUUACAACCAGGAUUCCUACAGACUUCAGUUGAAGCUGUUUCUAUGUGAAGGGAAGCAGCAACAGUUUUUAUCAGGUGUCCGUACAUUUCUUAAACUGUGUUCAACUACAUCUCUCGUCAAGCUUGCAAGUUACAUGGAAGUGGAUGAGCCCACUCUGAGGUUGACAAUUCUUUCAAUCUUCUUAACGGGUCUUUUUUUUCAUUUCAAUGUUUGCUUCAUUUGUUGUGUGCUGACCUUGUGUCAUAUCUAG